AUGCCCAACUUGUCCCCGGGCUGCUGGCGCCUUCGAUUCUUGCAAUUGCCUGGUUCUUUCCCAGUUAUUAAGAGCCCUCCCGGCUGGGAGAUUGGGAUCUACAUCACCGGGGCCCUCGCCUUGCUGGGGGUUGCUGCUGUGAACCUCUGGAAGCUUUGCAAAUCGGGCAGCUUCCCCAUUCCAUCUCCAUUCCCAAACUACGACUACCGGUACCUGCAGAAGAAGUACGGGGUAACCUAUUCGGAAGCUAGGCAGAAGAGAACUAUGGCCUGGAGCAGCCACAAGCCCAGUGAGCGGGGGUCUCCCAGCCGCAAGAGCAGCCUGAAGAUGGACGAUGCUUUUGAGAGCAUCAGUGAGCUGGGCCCCCUGGAGCUGAUGAACCGGGAGAUGGACCUCCCCCCCUACGGGCCCCUCAAGAAGUCCCUGUCUGCAGACUCGCUCAACUCCAUCUCUUCUGUGAACAACAACUUCGGCCAGGACUUUGUGCUGGGCCAGGUGGAGGUGAGCAUCCACUAUGAGACGAGCAGACGCAUGCUGCGUGUGGUGGUGCUCCAGGGCAAGGACCUGCUGGAGAAGGAGGACCCCGCCUUCGAUUCCUGCUUCCUGCGCGUCAGCCUGGUGCCCGAGGAGCAGAUUGUGGGCAUCUCCCGGAUCCAGCGCACUGCAUACUCCAUUUUCUUUGAUGAGAAGUUUUCCAUCACGGUGGACCCCUCCGUCCUGGAGGAAAGCAGCUUGCGCUUUUCUGUCUAUGGCAUUGAUGACGAUGACCGCAACGUCAUGACUGGCGUGGUUGACUUGAAGCUGUCUGUCCUAGAGCUGCCCCAGCAGCCCUUCUGUGGCUGGCUCUACCUGCAGGAUGUCAACAAGGUCUCCGAUUCGGUGGGUGAAAUCUUGCUCUCUCUGAGCUACCUGCCCACCGCAGAGCGACUCACUGUGGUGGUGGUGAAGGCCAAGAACCUUGUCUGGACCAAUGAAAAGGCGACUGCUGAUCCCUUCGUCAAGGUAUACCUGCUGCAGGACGGGAGGAAGAUAAGCAAGAAGAAAACGGCUGUGAAGAGGGAUGACGCCCACCCCGUGUUCAACGAGGCCAUGAUCUUCUCCGUCCCGGCCAUCGUGCUACAGGACCUGUCCCUGAGAGUGACCGUGGCCGAGUGCGGCAGCGACGGGCGGGCCGACAACAUCGGCCAUGUCAUCAUUGGCCCACUGGCCAGCGGCAUGGGCAUCACCCACUGGAACCAGAUGCUGGCCACCCUGCGCAAGCCUGUGUCCAUGUGGCACCCUGUCCGGCGAAACUAGGAGUCCCCAGAUGCUGCG
Molecule: messenger RNA, 1314 nt
Organism: Vombatus ursinus (common wombat)
Lineage: Eukaryota; Metazoa; Chordata; Mammalia; Diprotodontia; Vombatidae
Gene: SYT12
Product: synaptotagmin 12
Exons: 7
Coding region: 1-1296 (431 amino acids)
Biological process (GO): cellular response to calcium ion; calcium-ion regulated exocytosis; regulation of dopamine secretion
Cellular component (GO): membrane
Molecular function (GO): calcium-dependent phospholipid binding; calcium ion binding; SNARE binding
Source: RefSeq, a predicted model, not a curated record